AUGAAUAGAGGAGGUCGUCGUGACGUUAAGCGGGAAAAGAGGAGCCGAUCGAGAAGUCCCCGCAGAAAUCGACCAGUCGGCGGUGCGUCGGGAAACGAUAGAAUGGUGUUUAUUACGAAUAUUCCGUAUGAAGUGCGCUGGGUUGAACUGAAAAAUCUUGUCAGAGAGAAGGGAGGAGAGGUGGUGUUCGUCGAGUUGCUUGAAGAUCGCAACGGAAAACCAAAAGGAAACGCCGUUGUUGAGUUUGAAACGAGAGCUUCUGCCGAGAAUUGUGUUACGAAUUUGUCGAAAUUUGAGUUCAAAGGACGCAGUCUUAUCGUGAAAGAAAUCAGGGACCCUGUUGCUUUCUUCCGCGGAAUCAAAAAUGAGACUGGAAUCGAUUAUUUGGCUCGAACCGGAGGCGGUGGUGCGCCGCGAUCCGGAAAAGAGCCUAUUGAACGUGCGGCGAGAAGUGGAACUUAUGAAUUGUUCGGUCUCAACAUGGAUUUCUUGCGUCAGCUCAACAUCGAACCUCCCCUCUGUGAGAGAAUAUUUGUCGCAAACCUCGCUUUCAAUGUUGGAACCGAUAAAAUUUAUGAAGUUUUUGGAAUGGCGGGAAAAAUUACUUGGCUUGAUUUCCGUAUAGACAAGGAAGGAAAAACUAAGGGAGCAUGCGUGAUUCAGUACUCGCAUCCAAUUGAAGCUGUCCAAGCCGUUUCCAUGUUUCAUGGACAGCGUUUGUAUGAUAGAAGCCUCAUUGUGAAGAUGGAUCAGUUUGAAAAAAUUGAAACUGAUAAGAAAGAAGGUGGUUUGCCACGUGGAUUAGAUUCUAUUGGAAUGGGAUUGGGAGCCGACGGAGCUCCUUUGGCGAAUGUUAGUGCCGUUUUUGGUAGCGGAGGUGGAUCUGUUGCAGAACCCUUGCAACCGUUCUCGGCGCCCACAUCAGCUCCCUUCAUGAGCGGCGGAUUCGGCAGUGGUGGUAACGGAAUGAGUGCCAACUCGUUCACCCAAUCUGUUCUUGGAAACCAAUCAUACGGUGGCCCUGCCUUCCCUGCGGACACAUCUGGAUUUGGAGGACAUCCAUCGAGAAUGAUAGUAAUUCGAAAUCUUCCUAAUGAUUAUACUUGGCAAAUCGUUCGUGACAGAGUUCGCCAAUUUGGAGAUGUUGAAGCUGUUGAUAUCGUUAGUCCAGGAGCUGCUCGCGUUCGUUUCAGUAAUAUUCCGGAUGCCGAGCGCGCUCGUACUGCUUUGUUUGGAACAACAGUUGAAGGAAGAGUUAUCAAUGUCGAAUAUGUUUAA
Molecule: messenger RNA, 1278 nt
Organism: Caenorhabditis bovis
Lineage: Eukaryota; Metazoa; Nematoda; Chromadorea; Rhabditida; Rhabditidae
Source: the annotation of a GenBank genome assembly